Messenger RNA from Camelina sativa (false flax), 600 nucleotides. NCBI's taxonomy places the organism in Eukaryota, Viridiplantae, Streptophyta, Magnoliopsida, Brassicales, Brassicaceae. The record is from RefSeq and is a predicted model, not a curated record.
ANUGGUGAUUACGCCAUUGUUAUCGCUCACAACCCUGACAACGACACUACUAGGGUUAAGUUGCCGUCUGGUUCCAAGAAGAUUGUCCCAAGUGGAUGCAGGGCUAUGAUUGGUCAAGUUGCUGGUGGUGGAAGAACUGAGAAGCCAAUGCUCAAGGCAGGAAACGCGUACCACAAGUACCGUGUGAAGAGAAACUCAUGGCCUAAGGUUCGUGGUGUGGCUAUGAAUCCAGUUGAGCAUCCUCAUGGAGGAGGUAACCAUCAGCAUAUUGGUCACGCCAGUACUGUUAGGCGUGAUGCACCACCAGGGCAGAAGGUUGGUCUUAUUGCUGCAAGGAGGACUGGUCGUCUCAGAGGUCAAGCUGCUGCUUCAGCCGCCAAGGCCGACUAGAGUUAUAAACAUAAUACUUUGCUUCUCAGUUUUCUAUGUUUCAAGUUUUGUUGUCUGUGUUUCGUUUUGAACCUUGUUCUGAAACCCUAAAAGAUUUUUAUGACCUUAUUCUCUCUCUCUCGAAAAGCUUAUGUUAUUGCAUCAUACUGCAUAUUUUCAUUGCACAAUGUUUUUCGUUUUCUUCUAUUGCUUAUAUUGAAAUUUAUGUAA